AUGCCUAAUGCCAGCGCAAGGCCAAAACACAGUGGCAGGAGAUCUCACAGACGACACCGAGAGGACCCGGCUCGGAACCAACUGGUGUCCAGCUCCCUGGAAAGCGCCCAGCAGUGCCUCUUCAAUCAGGACUAUGGGCCCGCAUUCGUGCACUAUCUCCUCGUCCUUAACCUGGCACCCGAGUUCAAGGACUUUGCCAAGGAGUCCUUCCGCUUCACACUCUUUAAAUGGGCCGAAGAACUGGACUCGGCCGGCCGCAUUCAGGACCUUUUCGGCUGCUACGAGCAAGCCCUGGAGCUCUUUCCCGCAGACGAGGUCAUUCUGAACAGCGUGGGCGAGCACCUCUUCAGAAUGGGCUUCCGAGAUGAAGCGGCGGGCCAUUUUUUCAAAGCCCUGAAGCUGAAGCCGGACUACGCGGAAGCCAGGGAGAACUUCUACCGUGUGGCCAACUGGCUGGUAGAGCGCUGGCACUUCCUCAUGCUCAACGACCACGGGCGCAAUCGCAAGUAUCAGCAGGCCAUCCAAAAGGCGGUGCGUGACGGAUGCGCCACCGUACUGGACAUAGGUACCGGCACUGGGAUCCUUGGCAUGUGCGCUAAGAAGGCGGGAGCUGCCGAGGUGUACGCCUGCGAGCUUUCCAAGACGAUGUACGAGCUGGCUUGUGAGGUGGUGGCGGCCAACGGGAUGGACGGCGGCAUCAAGAUCCUCCACAAGAAGUCUUUGGAAAUGGAAGUGCCAACGGACAUCCCACACAGGGUGUCGCUAGUGGUGACGGAGACUGUAGACGCCGGCUUGUUCGGAGAAGGUAUCAUCGAGAGCCUCAUCCAUGCUUGGCACCACCUUCUACUGCCUCCGCGGAAGGGGGACUCCAGGGACUCCUCGGCGACCGGUCGCGUCAUCCCUGCCGGCGCCACCGUUUACGCCAUGGCUGUGGAAUGCCUGGAGAUCCGGCGGCAUAACAAACUUUGCGUGUCGGAGGUGGGCGGUCUGUCCAUGGCGGCGGCCGAGCAGCUGCGUAGUCCGGUAAGCUGCAGCGCCGAAGCGGACGACUCCAUGGAGCCGUAUACCACCGAGCGACUCAGCAGGCUGCCCGGAGGAUACGCGGCACUCACCGAGCCGCUUACCGUGCUCCGCAUUGACUUUAACAACGUAGAGGAGUUGGAGGGUCUGAGCUCCAGGCCUGUGCAGCGGUUGCGGGUGCCGGUGGUGAGAGACGGCGAGCUGGAUGCUCUAGCCGUCUGGUUUCAACUGCAUUUGGACGAAGAGAGCAGCUUGUCCACGGGACCGCACGAGGACACUUGCUGGGAGCAGGCCAUCUACCCAGAACAUGCCAGCAAAGGAUUUGUGCUAAAAAGGGGCGACGAGCUUCUGGUGGACGUGUCGUGCCGGGACGCUUAUCUUCGACUACGCAGCGUCGCCGUCCUGCGAUCCGGUCGCGAACUCUGCCUGGACGCGUCCACGGACCCCCGCGACCCGGAAGCGGAGCUGUGCAGCGCCCUGGCGUCGCUCCAAACGCGCCCGGACGUCUGCGUGCUAGAGUGCUCGGAAAUGGCGCUCUUGAACAAUGGCGACUACCACCAUAGUUUCGCCGCCGCCUUGUCCAAACUACUGACCCAGUUGAAGGCGGAACCAGAGCAGUCCUCGGACCCGCUGUACAUUCUGGACGUGUCGGAGGGCUUCUCUCUGCUCUCCCUCAUGGCGGCCAGCCACGGCGGCGUCAAAGCUUACAGUUCGGUAGAGAAGCGCAAGCAACAGGAGGUGUUGGAGCGGUUGGCGCGUGCUAACGGCGUGCCGGACGGCAGCUUGGAGUUCUGGCUCAAUAACGGCGAGGACGAACAGGGGGCGCUGCAGAGACCCUCGCGGGAGAAGCUGUGGAGCGCCAUUUUCCUCGACUGCGUGGAGACGUGCGGGCUCGUCCGGCAGAAGCUGAUGGAGAAGGCGUCGCUAGCCAGGUGCCUUCUGGAGCACGGCGGUCGCAUCUUCCCUCAAAAAAUGGCCGUAUUGGGCACGCUGGUGGAGUCGGACACGCUGCUGCUGGAAAGCGCCGUCCAGGGCCGCGACGCCACACUCGGCUUCAACAUUGCGCCGUUCAUUAACCAGUUCACCGUUCCCGUACACGUGUUUCUUGAUUUCUCCACGCUAGCGUGUCGACACCUAAGUGAGCCAAAUGAACUUUUCGUUCUGGAUCUUAUGGACGCUAAAGCCAACUACGACCAUAGGGAGGUCCAGGUCGUAACAACGGCGCCGGGCAGAAUCACGGCCGUGCCCUUUUGGUACGACAUCCAUCUGGACGAGGAAGUUCGCGUCAGCACGCUAGCCCCCGACUCACACUGGAAACAAGCCGCGGUUGUCCUGCAGCGCCCCCUGGAGGUGACGGCCGGGGAGCGGGUCCAUCUUUCGGUCAAGAUCCGAAACAGCAGCAUCUCAAUAGAGGUACGGAAAGACCCGUGA
Messenger RNA from Nerophis lumbriciformis (worm pipefish), 2451 nucleotides. The record is from RefSeq and is a predicted model, not a curated record. Lineage: Eukaryota; Metazoa; Chordata; Actinopteri; Syngnathiformes; Syngnathidae.